Zingiber officinale is the source of this 1749-nucleotide messenger RNA. RefSeq names its product lipid droplet phospholipase 1-like. The transcript has 10 exons. The record is from RefSeq and is a predicted model, not a curated record. The coding region runs from base 286 to 1473 and encodes 395 amino acids. NCBI's taxonomy places the organism in Eukaryota, Viridiplantae, Streptophyta, Magnoliopsida, Zingiberales, Zingiberaceae.
AUAGCCGCAGUUGAAUCUUCCGAAACUGACAAGGAGUGGAGUACGUGUCAAGCGUCAAGUGGCCAUGCAGUGGGAAGGCACGGUUGGAGAAGUGACAGUCUGUCUUAAUCUAAACAGGGGAUAGGCUGCUCGCUUCUCCAAGAACACUCGAACAGAACAGGUAUCGCGAAGCACCGGGCGCGAUAUAACAGCGAAGCAGAUCGAGAUCAAAUCGCCGAAGACCUCGGCACCGGAUAUCGGCGAAUUUGAUCCAGUUCGUGAACGAUAACGGAGAAAUCGGCAAAGAUGGCGCAAGGCAGAUCGGAUGCGGAGAGCGGAAAUGGGGGAAAGCAGAGAGGAAAGAGGCUGCGGUCGCGGUCUUACCUCCGUUGGCCUACUUUCCUCAAAUCGUACCGGGAUCGAGCAGCCGCGCCUCCCGUGCAGGAUGGACGGGUAGAAGAAAAUCGUCCACUCCCGACGCAUCUGGUGGUGAUGGUCAAUGGCAUCGUCGGAAGUGCUGCAGAUUGGAAGUAUGCUGCCAAACAAUUCGGGAAAAGACACCCAGAGAAUAUUAUGGUGCACUGCAGUGAAUCUAACUACUCAACAUUGACUUUCCAUGGAGUUGAUGUAAUGGGAGAACGAUUAGCAAAAGAGGUUAUGUCAAUAGUUGCCAGCAAGCCUUUUCUUCAAAAGAUAUCAUUUGUGGGGCACUCACUUGGGGGUUUGGUUGCAAGAUAUGCAAUUGGUAUAUUAUGUGAGAGUGCAGUACCAAAAUUUAGUCCAGAAGAACAUGGUACAUCUGAAUAUCAUCCUGCAGGAGUGAAGUCUGUGGAUGAAAAAAUUGAUGGCAAGAUUGCUGGACUUGAGCCAAUCAAUUUUAUCACUUUUGCAACGCCUCAUCUUGGGUUAAGAUUUCACAAACAGAUUCCAAUCCUUCAAGGUUCCUAUAAGUUAGAAAAGUGGGCAUACCGAACCUGUUGGAUUCUUGGAAGAUCUGGAAAGCAUCAAUUUUUAAGAGACCAAGAUGAUGGGAAACUUCCUCUUCUGGUUCAGAUGGUCAAUGACUGUGGAAAUCUUCAAUUCAUGUCUGCUUUGCAAUCUUUUAAGCGCCGCGUUGCAUACUCGAAUGUUUGCUUUGACUUCAUCGUUGGAAGGAAGACAUCAUCAAUACGGCGUCAACAUGAGCUUCCUAAGCGCCAAGAUUUCAUGAAAAAUAGCCAAUAUCCACACAUUGUUUAUGUCGAAAAACCGACAACUUUUGAUGCCCCUAAGAUGGAUGUUCUGGCAACCACCAAAGAAUUGAGGACUAUUAAUGAUAUGGAAGAUGCAAUGAUUGAUGGUUUGAAUAGAGUUCCUUGGGAAAGAGUAGAUGUUAGCUUCCGUGGAAGUAAACAGAGGUUUUUUGCUCACAGUACCAUACAGGUGAAGACCUACUUGAUAAAUUCAGAUGGAUCUGAUGUUAUAUUCCACAUGAUCGAUAAUUCUCUCUUGUAGCUGGCUUCGAUAAUUAUACAAUUGGCCAUUGAGCAAUCUUAGUUUUCAUCUGUCAACCAACUGUAGCAUUAUCAGUUCUCUUUUUUUUUUGCCAAUUGACCUUUCGCAACAUCACUUUGUGGAAAAUACUGGAGGGAGCAGGCUUUGCAAGGUCUGGUAAAUUAUUUUCUCAACCUUUGAUGCAAUCCCUGCAGCUAAGCUCUUCAUAAAUGUUCUUGUGCCGUUAUGAUCAUGAGUAAUUUGAACAUCAAGAUAAUUUUACCCCAAAUUUUUAUA